This is a messenger RNA of Ascochyta rabiei, 918 nucleotides long. RefSeq lists its product as uncharacterized. Bases 1 to 918 code for a protein of 305 amino acids. The record is from RefSeq and is a predicted model, not a curated record. The transcript has a single exon. Gene Ontology annotation, molecular function: oxidoreductase activity. Lineage: Eukaryota; Fungi; Ascomycota; Dothideomycetes; Pleosporales; Didymellaceae.
AUGUCCGUCAUCCAGAACGUGGCCAUCAUUGGUGGCACCGGUACUUUGGGGAAACCUGUCCUCGACGCACUCAAGAAGUCCGAGUUCAAUGUCUGGGUCAUCAACCGCCAGUCCUCGAACUCAGUGUAUCCCAAGACACAAGUCAUCACCGUACCAGACGACUUGAACGUAUAUGCUAUCGCGCAAGAAUUUAAAGAAAAGGAAAUCGAUGCCCUCGUCAUUGCCAUUGCUGGAAGCCAGGUGGAGCAGCAAAGAAAGCUCAUCGACGCCGCCUUCAAAGGAGGUGUGAAGCGAGUGAUGCCAGCCGAUUUUGGUAGCUGUGACUCUGCUGAUGAGAAGACAAAUGAGAUCUUGCCGCUGAUGAAAGGCAAGAAGGGAAUCCGUGACUAUCUGGUUGAGCUGGAAAAACAAGAGCGGGAUGGUAACAGAGGAAAGCUGACUUGGACGAGUCUGAUUAACGCGCACUUUUUCGACUGGGGUCUUGGUAAUGGGUUGUUGAAGUUCGACGUUAGAGGACGCAAGGCGUACCUACUUGAUGGCGGCAACAUCAAGUUCUCUGCAUCGACGCUUCCCUUCAUCGGCACUGCCGUGGUCAAGAUUCUGGAAAAGCCGAAGGAGACGGAGAACAAGCUGCUGUAUAUUCACAGCUUGUACGUCACACAAUUAGAGGUGCUUGCUGCGCUGGAGAAAGCGACAGGGGACAAGUUCGAAAGGAUCGACGAAGACAGUGAGGAGGGGCUGAAAAAGGUCAGGCCCAAGAUGCUGGAGGGAGAUCACGAUGCCCGCGAGGAGGUUGUUGCGAUUUGGGGUGUAGUUGCGGCGGAUUGGAAAAAAAGAGAAGCUUUUGCGAACGAUUUGUUGGGACUGGAAGAGGAAAGCCUGGACGAAGUCGUUCAGCAAGUGGUGAAGGGUUUGUAG